Molecule: messenger RNA, 585 nt
Organism: Cyprinus carpio (common carp)
Lineage: Eukaryota; Metazoa; Chordata; Actinopteri; Cypriniformes; Cyprinidae
Gene: snrpg
Product: small nuclear ribonucleoprotein polypeptide G
Biological process (GO): mRNA splicing, via spliceosome; spliceosomal snRNP assembly
Cellular component (GO): U5 snRNP; SMN-Sm protein complex; P granule
Molecular function (GO): RNA binding
Source: RefSeq, a predicted model, not a curated record
GCGAUAUUGCACACGGUGACUAGUACAGGAAAUCCCGCGACCUCGUACCCCACUUCCGCCACUGUUCAUACAUUGUUUGAAACGUGUUUUAAACUAUUUGAUCUGACGAAAUAAACAUGAGCAAAGCACACCCGCCCGAGUUGAAAAAGUUUAUGGACAAGAAGCUUUCACUGAAGCUCAACGGUGGCCGUCAUGUUCAGGGCAUCUUGCGUGGAUUUGAUCCCUUCAUGAAUCUGGUGGUCGAUGACUCUAUAGAAAUGGCUCCUGGAGGACAAAUGAACUCCAUUGGGAUGGUGGUGAUCAGAGGAAACAGUAUAAUCAUGUUGGAGGCUCUUGAACGAGUAUGAGGAUGAUGCCCACUUUCUUUUCCUGCUUUUUCUUUUUUUGUAUCCAGGAAAAAAUGGAUUUCUCAUGUCUGUUCGCAACAAAGACUUAAUAUUAAAGCAGAAAUCCUUGAGUGUGUUGAAAAAUAUUGUUUUUUUUAAACACCUUCCUUGUUUUUUGUACAUUCCUAUGUCUGUAGAAAUCUGUGUACACAAUUCAUACAUUUUUGUGAAUAAAUGGACUACGUGUGAUUAAUCCAAA